GUAAUGAAGACUUCUUUAAAGACUGCAUAUAUGCAAAUAUACGAAAAGUAUAGUUACAGUUAACAACCGAAUAAAGACAUAGUAUUAAAUUUAAUAGAAGUCAUGUCUUUUUGUUAAUAUGUUGCAUAAUUCUCAAUUAAUUCAGCUGUUUUACCAGAUGAAUUAUGUGCACUAUCAACUUUACGAUGGUAUGGUAUACGGCACAGAUUAUGUCAGGAGGCAGUAUAUGGUAGGAUCACAUCAGUGAAUCAGCUGGCUGACUCGUUAGAGAAAGAUGUGGUUUGAAAUAAUACCUAGUUUUGCCAUUAUUACUGUGACCCUGGCUAUCCCACCUGUUGUAAAGCACUUUGGACAUCUACUGAUUUUUGGCAAUGCAACCAUACGCGAUAAGACACACGUGUGGGAAGGUUUUAUGUUUCAGCGUGAUGAACGGCUUACAGGAGAUCCUUAUAAAGCCAAAGGUCUUGAAGCCAUUCCCGAUGAGUGAACAGAUUAGAACAUGAAAUUCAUUUCCUAGAACAGAAAGUGAAAUCAUGACUGAUGAACAGCAUUGUUAGCAUGUUUAAAAUGUACUAAAUAUGAAUAUUGUAAAUUUGUAAAAAUUACUUGUACGAGAAAAAUAAAUUAUGCACAGUGUGCAAGUAAAAUAGGCAA
Messenger RNA from Zootermopsis nevadensis, 654 nucleotides. It is a transcript of the gene ND-MWFE, whose product is annotated as NADH dehydrogenase (ubiquinone) MWFE subunit. The record is from RefSeq and is a predicted model, not a curated record. Gene Ontology annotation, cellular component: respiratory chain complex I. Lineage: Eukaryota; Metazoa; Arthropoda; Insecta; Blattodea; Termopsidae.